Molecule: messenger RNA, 291 nt
Organism: Fusarium poae
Lineage: Eukaryota; Fungi; Ascomycota; Sordariomycetes; Hypocreales; Nectriaceae
Exons: 3
Coding region: 1-291 (96 amino acids)
Source: RefSeq, a predicted model, not a curated record
AUGGUGAAGGCCAGCCGCCAGGUUGGGCGAGCAAACAGAUGGCAAACGGAGGUCCGAAUUACACCUGCCGUUAGGCACAUCAAGUCCGCGUUAUUCCCAAAGUACCUAUACCAGAGGAACAACCCCGUCCGCUCAGUAGUUGGGUCGGUGACGACCAGCGAAUCCCCGUUGUUACACCUACUGCGCUUCUCGAUCAACUCUCUGACUCACCGGGAUGCCAGUCUGCAGCGACGGUUUGUCUAUGCCUCGCGAUCGGACCCCCAUGCGCAUACACGGACGGUUCCUCUUUAA